CGUGCCACCACAGCACCACUCCGUCCUCACCCCCAGUCCGAUCCGCUAUAAAUCCACCGGCGUCUCAGCUCUCCUCGACGAGGACGAACAACAGUGCAACGAAGAAAUACUCUGCUUUGUGUCAAGGAAUCAAGAACAGAGAAAGGCGAAUCCAUGGCUACGUUCGCGACGUCGUCUCCGGCGGUGAUGUGGUCGGCUCGCCCCGGGCGGCUGGCAGUGGCUCGGCGGUGCGUGGUGGCGCGUGCGUCCGCGACGAUGGCGGCACCGGCCGCGGUGGCCGCAGGGAGGACCCACUACGAGGUGCUCGGGCUGGGCGCCGGGGCCAGCAGGGGCGAGAUCAAGGCCGCGUACCGGCGCCUUGCCAGGGAAGUGCACCCUGACGCCGUCGGAGGUGGCGGUGACGAGGGGUUCAUCCGGCUGCACGCGGCCUACGCCACGCUCGCCGAUCCCGACGAGCGCGCUCGCUACGACCGGGACGUGACCUGCCGCGCCGCGGGGAUGAUGAUGCGGCGGGCGGCUGCGGCCGGGCCGGCGUUCCGGCGGAGGACGUGGGAGACUGACCAGUGCUGGUAGGAUGGGCGGACUCACGCGGCGGCCCUCCGGGACCAUCGGCCGGUCCGAUCAGGGCACGGCGCGUCAUGGAGGCGGCGCCCGCUGGAGAGAAGAUCCCGCCGACUGCCUUGGACCGCCUGAUCAGAAUUGAACGGCUCAGAUCGGGUGUGCGGACGCAGGAGCUCUGUACACGGCAAGAGUCGUUUUUUAAAGAUCUCUUGUGCGUCCGGUCAGCAAAAUGGAAAUAUGUAAAUGAAUUAGUUAUAUAUAUACUGUAAAUUAAAGGCCAAUGAAUAUACUAGUUUUUUAACAAUAA
Molecule: messenger RNA, 868 nt
Organism: Triticum aestivum (bread wheat)
Lineage: Eukaryota; Viridiplantae; Streptophyta; Magnoliopsida; Poales; Poaceae
Product: chaperone protein dnaJ 11, chloroplastic
Exons: 1
Coding region: 154-573 (139 amino acids)
Source: RefSeq, a predicted model, not a curated record